This is a messenger RNA of Prunus armeniaca (apricot), 234 nucleotides long. NCBI's taxonomy places the organism in Eukaryota, Viridiplantae, Streptophyta, Magnoliopsida, Rosales, Rosaceae. The record is from the annotation of a GenBank genome assembly.
AUGGAGCUUUUCGAGAUUGAGGACCUGCCGAAGAAGCUCCUUCGGGAGGAGGCUGGCCGUGCCUUCCGUCUUCAAGCUUCGGUAAGCGCAAACCAUUCUCAGCUUCAAUGGGCAUGUGGCUGUGCGUCAAGUGAGCCAUCAAUGCCGGCGAAAAGGCGAAGAAGGCUUAUGAAGAUGGCAAGGCCAGGGUUGCCGAGGCUGGCAAGCCUAUCUAAGCUCAUGCGAAUUUGGUGA